UCCUUUCUCUUUCUCCAUACAAUUUCCAUCUUGGUCGUGUUGAGUUGAAGCUCUCUAGGUUUGGCCGAUAUUACUCACUCGUCCAGAUUGCUUCUGUCGUCACGCGCCACAACUUCCCCCUCAUUAUCUCAUUGGCCGUCGGUCGCAGUUUCCCCCUCAAUAAUACCCUGAACAAAGUCAUUACGCACCAAAGCAUCGAUUACUGAGCAUCGCAUUGCAGCCUCGCAUCAGCUUCAUCACGUCUCCAGUCAAUCACAGGUGACAGCUGCAUCGAAACAAAGAACCCCACUACGGCAGUGUAGCUCCACGUCUGCGGGCUCCUGCACAAACGUCCCGACACAAGCUCUCCCCAAGCUCCCAAGUACCUUAGCAAUCAGCUACAAUGGCUCUUCCCGCCGACUACAAGCACGAGAUCGAAAUCCUCGAGCGUGAGGUCCUGCAGAACAAGCCCACCGACGUUCUUCAGUUCUGCGCAAACCACUUCCACCGCCGACUAGAGUCUCAGCGACACGAGUUCCUGCUGGGCGCACAGCAUUCCACCAGCAAAACAAUGGCCGAGAACAACUUCCCCGGCAGCAACCCCUUCCACCACAUCCAGCAGCCCGGAAUGCAGCGCCUUGAAGAAGAGGAUGAAAUGGACACGUUCGCCUCGCCCACUGCCGCUUCUUUCCCCAACAACGCAAUGAACCGUGACGCUUCUCCCUUUGCUGCAAACGCAAACCUCUUUGGUGCUGGCAGCGCCAACUCGGUCAGCAGCCCUUUCGCCGCCUCUCAGAGCUCCGAUCCUUCUGCCCAGCAAAGUGAUGGCUCUUUUGGCGGUUUCAACUUCGGUUUCGGUGGCGCUCAGAACACCAACAGCCGUGAUCAGAAGGACGUGCCGCAAAACUUCCCCAACAACUACAACAUGGGCCGUCGUGUGUCUGUCUCGGCCGAGGUGCUCGCGCCCUCUGGUACUGACGACUCGGACUGGAAGCCCCCAACCUACCCCAAGACCCAGGAACAGCUCAACCGUCUGCGCACAUCAGUGUCACGCAACUUCUUGUUCUCUCAUCUGGAUGACGACCAGACGGAGCAGGUCCUCGGUGCCUUGCAAGAACGCAAGAUCCCCGCCAAGGACGUCAAGGUCAUUGCACAAGGAGAUGUUGGUGACUACUUCUACGUCGUCGAGACUGGCAGCUUCGACAUUUACGUCUCGUCAACCGGCAAGAUUGAGCCCGGCAUGAACGGUAUGGGUAACAAGGUCGCAUCCUGCGGUCCCGGUACCUCAUUUGGUGAGCUCGCACUGAUGUACAAUGCACCCCGUGCCGCAACUGUGAACAGUGCCGAACCCAGUGUCAUCUGGCAACUCGACCGUAUCACCUUCCGCCGUAUCCUGAUGGACAGCGCAUUCCAGCGCCGCCGCAUGUACGAGUCGUUCCUCGACAGCGUGCCUCUCCUCAACACUCUCACCGCUUACGAGCGCAGCAAGAUCGCUGAUGCUCUCGAGACCCAGAAGAUGCCUGCAGGAAGCACAAUCAUCCGCGAGGGUGACGUCGGUGACCACUUCUACAUGCUCGAAUCCGGUACCGCUGCCGUUUACAAAUCUGGAAUCGAGCAAUCACUCAAGCAAUACAACAAGGGCGAUUACUUCGGCGAGCUGGCCUUGCUCGACGACAAGCCUCGUGCCGCCUCAGUUGUCGCCGAGACAGAUAUCAAGGUGGCUAUGCUGGGCAAGAACGGAUUCCAGCGCCUUCUUGGACCUGUCGCAAGCAUCAUGCGUCGUGAUGACCCUACAAAGUCGGAUGGAGGCUCGGUCCAGACCUCUUCAUCCUCUGCUGGCCCAUUCUCCGACAGUGUUAACCCCUUCUCGUCGUCCUGAAUGGCCGGGGAGCAUGGCGCGCGCUUGACCAAACGACAAAGAUUGAAUUGAUAUCGCUGGGCAAGAAUCGGUGGCGCCAUGGGUCCCGUCUUUAUUUUUCUCAUUUCUAGAGCCAACUGGGCGACACGACUAGUCAGCCGUCGUCCACAUGUAUUCCAUGUCUUAUCUUAGUUUCAGUAAUGAGAUAGUGCUUCGAACUACA
Molecule: messenger RNA, 2060 nt
Organism: Aureobasidium pullulans EXF-150
Lineage: Eukaryota; Fungi; Ascomycota; Dothideomycetes; Dothideales; Saccotheciaceae
Product: camp-dependent protein kinase A regulatory subunit
Exons: 1
Coding region: 383-1858 (491 amino acids)
Biological process (GO): regulation of protein phosphorylation
Cellular component (GO): nucleus; cAMP-dependent protein kinase complex
Molecular function (GO): cAMP-dependent protein kinase regulator activity
Source: RefSeq, a predicted model, not a curated record